AUGGAACCUGAAUUUUCUAUGCCAUCGAACUCAAACAUGGCAGAAUCAACACAGAAUUUGGAACGAUUAUCACUUGAAAAUGAGAUUACAUUGAUUGAUCAAGCCAUAUUGAAUUACCAAGAAAGUAAGGAGGCUACAAGUACUACUAUAGACUUGAAUGAUGAUUUUGAUGGUGAAAAUAAUGAAGUUGGAGUUAGUGAAGAAGAGUCAGAAGAAGCCACAAGACUUAGAGAAAAUGCUGAUGUAAUUCAUUCUAGAAUGAGUGAAGAAUUGAUUCCUGUGGUUGGUAUGGAGUUUGAUACAGAAAAAGAUGCACUUGCUUUUUACAAUCGAUAUCCAUACAGAUUUGGUUUUGGUACUAGGUUAAGUAAAGCACAUACAUCCUCCAGUGGGUUAUUGAGGGAUAGGCUUUUUGUUUGCUCGGCCGAAGGUAAACGUAGAGAAGACAAGAGAAGCCUAUAUGUCAAAUUUCAUCGUGCUGAGACAAGAUUUGGUUGUGGAGCAAGAAUGAAAAUUAAAUAUGAUCUAUCUUCUGGAAAGUACACUGUUAUGGAAUUUGUUGCUGAUCAUACUCAUGUGACUUCAACUCCUAGUAAGAGCCAUCGCUUUCGGUCUCAUAGGAAAAUCUCUCUUCCUCAAAAUGUUCAAGUUGAUAUGGAUGAUGAUUCAGGACUUGCUCCAAAAGAAACUCUCGAGCUAUUGAGUCGACAAGCUGGAGGGCGUGAGCAUCUAGGAUUUAUUGCAGAAGAUUUAAGGAACUAUUUACGUUCAAAGCUGACUAGAGAGAUGAUGUCGGGGGAUACCAGUGGUGUAUUGGAAUAUUUACAAAAGAUGCAAUACAAUGAUCCUAGUUUUUCCUAUGCUAUACAAGUUGAUGCGGAAGAUUUGAUAACCAAUAUUUUCUGGGUUGAUGCAAAGAUGAAGAUAGACUAUGAUUAUUUUGGUGAUGUAGUAUGUUUUGACACUACCUAUAGGAAAAACAAAGAAGGAAGGCCAUUUGCGAUGUUUGUUGGAGUCAAUAAUCAUAAAGAAACACUUAUAUUUGGUGCCGCAUUGUUAUAUGAUGAGACCGAUGACACUUUUAAGUGGUUGUUUGACACCUUUGCGAAUACAAUGUAUGAGAAGACACCAAAGAGCAUAUUGACAUACCAAGAUGCUGCAAUGGCUAAAGCCUUAGCUUCUCAAUGGCCAAAAACACAUCAUCGACUAUGCAUUUGGCACAUAUAUCAAAAUACGGCAAAGCAUCUUAAGAGUGUCUUUGAGAAGUUUAAUGAUUUUGCUAAAGACUUUAGUAGUAUCAUAUAUGACUAUGAAGAUGUUGAAGACUUCUUAAUUGCUUGGGAGAAGAUGCUUGAAAAAUACAAUCUCCAAGAAAAUAAAUGGUUAGACCGAUUAUUUGAUUUGAAGGAGAAAUGGGCUUUAGUUUAUGGUCGACAAACAUUUUGUGCAGAUAUUACCACCACCCAACGUAGCGAAAGCAUGAAUAAUGCUAUAAAGAGGUAUGUGAGUUACAAGUAUGAUUUGUUGCGUUUUUUCCGUCACUUUCAAAGAUUGGUUGACGAUUGUCGUUAUAAUGAGUCGGUUGCUGAUUUCAAGGCAAGUCAGACCUCCCCUUCAUUGUCAUUCCCUGUGAAAAUGUUGAGGAAUGCAGCAAAAGUGUACACACCAGCAGUGUUUAAAUGGUUCCAAGUUGAGUUAUGUAAAGCUCAUGAUUGCACCUUAAAGUUAUUUUGUGAGAUUGAACCGAUGCACAUAUAUGAAGUUACUGCUCAUGGAAAGCAUUUCCACCAUAUUGUAACAUAUGACUCGGCCGAAAAUACUAUCUCAUGCAGUUGUAAGAAGUUUGAGUUUGCUGGAAUCUUGUGCUCACAUGCUUUAAAGGUUUUGUCAUCUAAUAAUGUGAAGACCAUUCCUGACCAAUACAUCUUGAAUAGAUGGAGAAAAGAUAUCAGAGAUCAAAUACCAAAGGUGUCUUGUUCAAAAGCAGAUUAUGAUGAUGAUGAUGAUGAAAAAGCAAAAAUAGCAAGGCGUUAUAGAGACUUGGCUCACUUGCAUAUUGAACUUGUAACAAUUGCUACUGAAUCUGAUGAAGCUUAUGAGAUUGCUACAGUGGCUUUUCACAAAACAUUAGCUGAUGUUAAAGAGACUCUGAAGAAGAAGAAGAACAAUAAAGAAGCACCUCAAGUUACCUCACCUGUCAACAAUUGUGCACCUGAGGUUAUUACUGAUGAUUGUGAUGAGCAUAGAGUCAGAGGAAUUAAAGUUAAAGAAAGAAUUGUUCGUAAGGAGGAUUCCAUCAGACCAAAGAAUGCUUUGGAAAAGCUCCUAGGAAAUAAAAGGCCUAGAAAAGAUGUAGAUACUUCAUCUAGACACCAGAAGGAACCAGAAUUAGAUCAUUCAACUGUGACCUCCACAUUUGUCCCUGCUACACAAGAUCAAGGCCACACGACACAGGAAAUGCAAUUGCCAACACAUCCUUCAGUUGUUGAUUCCAUAAGUGUUCCUACCUCACAAGAUAAAAUGACUGAACAAGAGGUCAUUGUUACAAAAUCUGGUAUGAACAAUAGAGUUUUACCUAAACCACCACACUUACUUCAGAUUCCUUUAUCUACUAUGCAUGCUAGACAUGGAAUUGACUCAUAG
Molecule: messenger RNA, 2643 nt
Organism: Argentina anserina (silverweed cinquefoil)
Lineage: Eukaryota; Viridiplantae; Streptophyta; Magnoliopsida; Rosales; Rosaceae
Product: protein FAR1-RELATED SEQUENCE 5-like
Exons: 5
Coding region: 1-2643 (880 amino acids)
Biological process (GO): regulation of DNA-templated transcription
Molecular function (GO): zinc ion binding
Source: RefSeq, a predicted model, not a curated record